Molecule: messenger RNA, 2487 nt
Organism: Macrosiphum euphorbiae (potato aphid)
Lineage: Eukaryota; Metazoa; Arthropoda; Insecta; Hemiptera; Aphididae
Source: the annotation of a GenBank genome assembly
AUGGAUUUACCCAAAUCCGACGAGAUGGUGGAAGCGCUGGCGACCGGUUUUCAAAAUCUCUACAACAAGUACACCCGAUCGGAAAACGGGCCGCAGGACGGCGGCGGCAGGCGCGACGUGUACAUCGUGCCGGUCAACAACAACACGGCCGUCGCCGCCGCCGCCGACGACGCUCAGAGUCAGUUCCUGUUGCAGCAGCGGUACCGCCCGAAAGCUCGCAAGACGUUCGUGUUCGACGCCAGACACCUGUGUCAGGUCAAGACUGUGAAAUGGCACAUGAUGAGACAGAGCAGAUUGCGGGCGUCCACGGGACAGUGUUGUCCGGUCUGCAUACCCAACACGUCGUGGGGUAAUCCAAAAGUUAAGUCAAAUUUAAAGAACUUAUUGGACAUAUACAACAUUGGUAACAUUCAAAAGUCGAUGUUUGGUUGUUUCGUCGACGAUUUAAAGUUUUUCUACCAGCUCAAAAGCCAAGAGUACAAAUAUAUAUACGACGAAGUUCUGGAAGACGAAGUUGUGGAGAAAGCAAUUGCUGCAGCCGCACGUAAUGCGUGUGCUGAAGAUGCGGUGGUUGGGGAUAGCCGUCUUGACGAGGAGAUGAAAACACAGCAAGCAAACACGAGGCGCAUACUAACGGUCAUAAGUGCAAAUGUUAAAAACUGGGUCUACAAGGUAAUCGGUUGGUUCACAUACCGUAUGAUCUCGUUGUUGGCCACCAGCCUCGUGGUCCAGCCCAUGCAAAUCGACAGGGUCAGGGAAGCCGAACAGAGUGGCCUACCUGUUAUUUAUUUACCGUUGCAUAAAAGUCACAUGGAUUAUAUACUUUUGGGAUUGGUGUUGACAGUAAAUAACAUCAAACCGCCACUGGUAGCAGCAGGAGAGAACCUCAGAGUUUUCUUCAUUAGUAAACUGUUGAGUUUCUUGGGAGCAUUUUACAUCAAGAGACACAUAGACACAAAAAGAGAUCAACUCUACUGGUCAGUUUUGAGCAGUUAUAUUAAAAACAGUAUGAAAAAUGGACACCAUAUAGAAUUCUUUUUAGAAGGUGCCAGAACUCGAAGUGGAAAGUGUUGCGUUCCUAAAGCUGGAUUAUUGAGUAUCAUAGUGGAUGCUUACCGUGAAAAAGUUAUUGAAGAUGCGUGGAUUAUACCCGUGUCUAUGAAUUACGACCGAAUAUUGGAAGGGAAUUUUGUCAGAGAACAGCUUGGCCAACCAAAAAAGAAGGAGACUUUCUUCGCCGCAAUUUCGACAUUCAUUAAAGCUAUUUGUUCACAUUAUGGAAUAAUGAGGGUGGAUUUUAAUAAGCCAUAUAGAUUACGAGAUUUGUAUGAAUCGAUUGAUAAAUUGACAAAAUUAGAAAACGAAUCAUUAAAUAAGAAUGGUAUGGAAAUUAUGUCUACAACUAUUUGCUAUAAAACUACAGUUGACAGAAUGGCGAAACACAUAGUUUAUGAUUGCUGGAAAUCAACUCCUAUAAUGUCAACGCAUGCAGUGUGCUUUUUACUUUUGAAUAAGCAUAGAAAUGGUACUACUUUAGAACAGUUGGCCAAGGAUUUAACAAUGAUGCGUGAUAAACUUUCUCAAGCUGAUAGGGAUAUCGGUUUCAGUGGAAUGUCCAUAGAAGUUAUCAAACACGCACUUGAUCUCUUGGGGCCAAAAUUAGUUGUAUAUGAAAAUACUGAUUCUGGCUGUAUUGUUAAACCGAUUCUUGAUGUACCAGUCUUAAUAGAACUCUCAUAUUACGGAAAUAAUCUUAUUUCCCAUUAUAUGCAUCAAUCAUUAGUGGCUCUAACAAUAUGUAAACUAGUCAGUCAGGACUUCUUGAACAAUGCCAUAACAGAAACGAAAAUCUCAAGAAAGGACUUGAUUGGAGAUGUAACAUUUCUCACCAAUUUAUUGCAAUUUGAUUUUGUUUUUAUUAAACCUUGUGAUACUCUGGAUAAUAUUGUGGAUUCAGUGAUUAGACAUUUUGAGGAAGAAGAAAUUAUUUUGAUGGAUUUGAUGCUCGAGGAAGAGAGGCGUAGCCAAUAUAUGGCGAAAAUGUUAGAUAGUGAUUCUGAUGAUGAUUAUCAACGUCCAUACGUCGAAAUUGAUGUUAAAUACCGUGUUAGCACAAAUGAAAAAAGUUUAAAUCAAUUAAAGUUUUAUCGCUCAGUUAUGAUGCCAUACUUAGAAUGCAUGGCUGAAAGUGCUGGAAGUUUUCUUGCUUUGUCAGAAAAUUCAGUGACAGAACGUGAACACGUACAAACAAUUUUAAACCAAAUGCACGAAAAUUUGGAAGAGGGAAUCCUGUCUUAUGGUGAAAGUAUAUCUCUGGAUACCAUCAAACAUUCAUUUUUGGCGUUUGAAAAGUUUGACUGUCUACAAAUCACAACAAAAGACAAUAUCAAGACAUUGCAGAUUAUUAAUAAUCAACCCAGUGAGUUAAAUCCAAGUAUGCAGGCCAUGUCAGAUUAUAUUGAGGAAUUUGUUAAACAAAUAAAUUAA